AGCCGAGGCGCGGCAUCCUCGGCAGAGCUCCCCGGCCCUGAUCCGCUGCAGGCAUGGAAGCGGCAUGCGAGGAGCGCCAAUCGCAGCCGGUUUCCCUGCCCGGGGGUGGGGGUGGGGGGGCGAGUUUGCAUAACCAGCCCGUUGCGCAAGUGCCACUUAGGGGGUCAGCGGGGGAAACUUGGCUCGAGGGGACAUCUUGCAUUUUUCUGUGGAGCCCAGCAGCUAACCUGGCUGCACUCGAGAGAGGCCGGCUUGGGGGAAGGGAAGGGAAGUCGGCUACAGGAGGGAAAUGGCGGCGGAGCAGCCCUUGAACUUGAAGCGAGUUCCCGGGUAACUACGAUUAUUCCCCCGCGAGCGCAACGGACGGUAGCCGUCGCCUUCACCCCAAACUCUGGCCAAGCGACCCUGCUUCCAAGGCGCCUUUAAACGUCUGCCCUUGCGCAAGAGAUCUGCUAGGAAAGACUUCGGCUCGCUACAUCCGCUUUUUACACACACAAAACUUUCCAGCUCUUUCGCCUGGAACCGGCUCCGCCCUGGAGAUCUGAACCUCCUCCCACACCCAGCCGCCCGCGUUACUGGGCUGGGUAACUGGUGGGGCACGGGCGCCCCCCGGAGCUCCUCUGGCUCCGGCCGCCUUCACCCUCCGCUCCCGCUUUCUUUCAGGCAUGGCCCGAUGAAGUUUCGGGCUGCGCGGUAAGGAAGGAGGAGGGUCUGCGGGGCAGCAGUUCGCGGACCCGAGGUCCUUUGAGGGCGGCGCGGAAAAGCCCUCGGUUUGCCACGGCGAAGGUGUCGUCCUACCUGAAGCCAUCGCGGCCCCUGCGGAGGCGUCGGGCGGCAGGUACCGGGAAACGGAGGGGGGAGUCUCCUUUUGCCGAGCCGCCGCCGCCCCGCAGCUGGAGAGGAAGCCGGCCCCUGGCAGCCCCUGGGAGCGGGGGCGUUUCACGAGCACUUCCUGGCCCAAAGUCCCACCCCGGAGCAAGUGCUCGGCUUCUUUCUGAGAGGUCCGCCCGAGGAACUACUUUGGCCCGGCUGAGGGCUUCAGGGCGGCCGAGUGCUGGCGGGGAAGGUGCUGCUGUCACUGGCCCCGAGGAGAAGCAGCCGCAUUAUAUAAGAGCAGAAGUGAAGAUGCUACACCCACUGGGCAUGCCGGCAUUGCAAAAUCAAAUCGUGGCGCACAGGUAGGGCGGCCCAAGCCCCGCCCCGUGGCCGGCGGCGGCGGCGCCGAACAAAGGAGUUUCAUCCGGCUUGUGGAAGUGCCGCCAUCUCGCGGCGGUGUAACUAGAAGUCAGCCGCAUGUCAAGAAAGGGCGCGAAAUGUGCCACAUCCCCCCCCCAACACACACACGCACAAAGAAUCCUGGGAACUGUAGUUUCUCCCUCAAAGCGCUACAUCUCCCGGCCACCCUUGGCCAACUACAGUUCCCGGAGUUCUUUGGGGGAAGUGCUGUCCUUUCAAGGUGUUAUGCACUGAAGUUCUCACCCUGGGCCAGCAGGGGGUUACUGCGGAUAGUUUUCACUCAGGUCCACAUAUGCAAAUAAGGGUUUGAAAGUGAGGUUCAGUGAUUGGAUAGUUACAGAAAAUGGUUACUGUUGUGUUCUAGUGGAGCUCUAUAUAAGCAAGCUGGCUGAACCCUUCAGUUCUGUUCUGGCCUGUGAAUAAACAAGAGCUGUUUGAAGAAUCGCUGUGUUGUCUGACAUGUUCACCCACAACUUAACACAAUGCAUGGUGUGUGCUUCUUGAAACUGACCUCUUGAACGAAGGAAUUGAGAAGGGAAACUGCGACCUGAAAGCGCCGAAUUGCAGUUCUUUGAGAGGUUCUGCGAUAACAACUGUGACUUGAGUCAGGAUAAAGUUCAGUCACGUGCACACACACUUUAUUUAUUCAUUAGCUCAUCCAGUGCCAGGAUGCCUGAUUUAUCAUCAACAACGGUUUACCCAAUCGCCAGUGUUAGAUUCCCUUCUGUACUUGCCGCAUUUCAUUUUCGUCUGACCUCGCAGUUCAGAAUCCCUUCACCAUUUGUAUAUACAACCUGUGACUCUGGGUAACACUUCACACAUCUGAUGAGGUGGCUUCUGAGCUAAUGCCAGAAUAAGUUCGUUGAUCUUUUAAAGUGCCACGAGACUCUGUUGUUUUUGCUGCAACAAACCGCUGUCCCUCCGGAAAGUGAAGUGUGCAGUCCUCCCCGGCAGGGCUUCUCAACAGCAAAGUUUCCUGGCAUUUAAAAAAAAGUGGAGUUAGUGUUGUGAUAAAUUACGUGUUGGUGCCCUUCCCUUUUAGUCAUAGGGACAUCAUUCAUCUUGAAUAACAGCUCCUUUUCAUUCUGAAUUAAUCCAGAACAACAUGUCUUGCUUAACAUAUCACCUGGAUUACUGUCCUCUUGCCCCAGAGUACCGAAUGAAAGAAGGGAGUGGGGAGGGAUUUAGAGGACAUGUACAACCCCAAACAAAGGCAGAAUCAAGCUGCAAUCAUAAUCAUACUUAUAAAUAAAUCCCCUGUAUUUAGACAAUAAUUAAUAUUUAUUCAAUGAUAUCAAGGAGAAUAAAGAUUCCAUGGGAGAGUGACCAAGUAAUGAAAUCACAGAUACAGCUUUGGCAUUAAAAUGUAAUAAACACAAUAGCAUCUGGUUUCAUUUAAAAAUGUUUUGCACUUUUAGUUUUCAUAAAACUUGCAUGUUUACUCAUGUGGGCAUUUUCUUUCUUUCAUAGGGGAAAAAAGAAUUUGUAUCUUUGUUUCCUAGUAAUCCUUGGCCUCAUAACCCAGUGUUCUCCACAUCUUGUGCAGGCAUUCACACAGCAUGUGAAUUGCUCUGCAGCGCUCCCUAAAUCAUGCAUGUCACAGUGAAUAUUAUCAAAAGUUAUACUGUACAACAUACAAUCUGGAGUUUAAGGAUAGUAGUCAACGUAAGUUUUAUGCAGAGUAGAUAUAUUGAAAUGAAUAAUUUUGUUCAUGAAUUUCAGUGGAUCUACUGUCCCUCAGAUACUCGGAGUAAAAUUUGGUUGAAUGCCACUCUAAUAUAUUUGUCCUACAUACAUACAUAAUUUAUUUGUAUGCCACCUUUCCACAGUUCAAACCGUGUUCAAGGCGGCUUACAACAUGAAAAAAAUGCAUGACUACAACAUAAGUUGUCAUAAACAAUAACACAUUUUUAAAAAUACACAACCAAACUGAACAAUUUCCACAUAUGAUGUGCCCCUCGUCAGCUGACUUUCUGCAGACCUCAUUUUUUGUAAGCCCUAGAAAGACUUGUAACACAGCAUACCAGUCUCAUGAGUCAUGAAAUAAAAGUUUCUAUUUUCAUUCUGAAAUAACAUUUUCUACAUUUUUCGAAUUGCAUAAUGGCUCACCUUAGGUGUUUUCCAUUAUGCCUGCUUCUUUUUUUUUUUUUUUUUUUUUUUUUUUGCUAAUUUUAAUCAUCCAGCCUCAGAAAGAGUCCUACAGAGCUUCCUGACUAUUUUAUAAUCUUUUGAUUGGUCCUAAGCAAGUUAAUGUGUCCUACUUUCCUAUUUUUUUAAACUCUAAUGGACCAACAUAGCUGCAAACAUAAAUAAACCACUUUGCUUUGAAGGUUAUUUUUCAGUUUAAAAGGCCAGAAAAAUGUCAUCCGAAAGGAUAUUUCCCAUGCAGGUUUACACAUGGUGAGGUACCUCUGGCCUGCGGGUCAGACUUGGCCCAUUAAGGAUCCCCAUUUGGCCCCAUACAUGCCCUUUUCCUGAAACCACACCUACCUGUUCUACACCUGAUGUCAAACGCAACAUUCGGUGAGGGGAAGGCAGAGAUUCCACUGCGGAAAGCACAAAACUUGGGCAGUAUCUCUACCCCCUACCACCUUCACAACCAAGGGCCAACUUUAACAGGUUCGUGGGGCAACCCACCUGUCAGAGUUGGCCUGCUGAGUUGGGAUAGAUAAAUAUCUGGCCCAUCAGACCAAAAAGUUUUCCUACCUCUGUAGUAUACAAAAACUGCUGUGCGUGGCUUAACCACUCUUGUCCCAUGUACAUGUGUGAACUAGGACCUAUGUAUUUUGGCACUAAUCUGGAAAUUUACCGUUGGAAUUCAGCACCAUGCUAAGGCAGUUGUUCUGUCAGCCCAAGCAUUUAUGUUUGCCAGAUAGAAUGAGCUCCCUCCUCCCCUGCUUGUCAUUUUGGAGGUUCUGCUGACCCAAGCAGGUUUGGAGAGGGCACGGGUGGGGGGCGGAGAGGAAGAAGAGGAGUCCCAUUAUACUAGCAGGAGUUGUUAUGCUGGCUUCUGCUAGUGCUGGCUUCUGCUAGUGUUGAAUCGAACCCAAUAUAUUUAUAUAUAAACCUGUGUUUCAAUAUUUAGAUGCCAGGCAGAAAUAUUCCUCUUCUCCCAGGUCUUUGGCUAAUUAAACAAUCCAUGGCCUUUUAAAGUGUGGGUGGGAAAUUGUUUUUGCUUGUUAUGUAUUUUUAUGUUGUGAAUCUCUCUGUGAUCCUCGGAUGAAGGGUGGUACAGAAAUUUAAUAAAUUAAAAUAAAUCUAUAAAAUGAAUGCCUGUUUUUUUAAAAAAUGGUACCCUCUAACUCCUACAACCAGCACUGGUUCUCUCACUAGAUGUUUCCAGUUGUUAUUAUUGUGCUUUAUCGCACCCUUCUCCUUAUGCACUUAAGAACACCAGGACUCAUAGUCCUCAAGAGAGCAUGUCAGAUAGGAGAAGCACAAAUCUUUCUGUUUUUCAAGCUACAGGUGAACUUAAAAGGCACUAGCACACUUUCUCUGUUCUAGCGAAGAUCCUAUUGUUCAGAAUGUUGUUCUCAACACUGGUUCUGAUUGGCUCCAGCAAAUCUUAUCAGAUCUGGACAGUAAGGUACAAAGCUAAAGGAAAAUUAAUUUAGCAUCAGUUUCAUGGUCAGGAGGUUGCAAAAUAUCUGCUGGGUUGCAUCACAGGUGCAGCCAGUUCUGCUUGCCUUCAAAUGAGAGGGGGAGGAUUAACCCUGUCCUGGUCAGCAAACCAGACCAGCCAAGAGCUCAAAUGCUUCUUUGGCAGGCUGCCACCUUUUUGUGUUUUCAUUUAUUUCAAUAUAAAUUCAAAAUAUUACCAGUCAUAUAUUUUCAAUAUGCUCACAUUCUCAAUUUCAUGCCCAGGACAAGACAUUUCUGUCAAGUAGCUUUUAAGUGCUGUACAUCACAUUUUACAUCCACAAAUGUAAUAUCAGUUCUUAAAAAGGUAAAGGUAAAGGGACCCCUGAGGUGUUUAUUAAUUUUGUCCAGUUACAAUUCCCUCAACCUAUAUUGCCGUUAUAAUGAUUUAUAUAUUUUCAAAAUAAUUUGUCUCAAAACCUCCUUGAUUCUACCACCUUUUUUAAAUCCAGAAAAUUAGCUUUGCUAGUUUGAUCUACAGCUACUUCCAAUAUCCUCCCUUCUUUCAUUGCUGGGGCUUCUGCCUUUCAAAAGUUCUGUGCAAUUAAAACUUUGGCUGCUAUUAAGAAAGAAGAGAUUUGUUCAUUUCCUGCUUCUGCAUCUUUCACCUUUAUGCACCCUACCUUUCAUUGGAAAAUGAGGAAUACAGACUCAUCCCUGCAGAUAGCUAGCAAUUCCUAGGUUCUCUUGCAUAAGGUUAACCACCAGUCGGGGCUAGAGGGUAUUUCCUUGAAACAUCUACCUAGGAAGACAUGAUUAACUGGAGCAUUGCAUUUGUAGAGUGAUAAAAUCUUACAACGCACCCAUUCACUACUCAUGGACUUAUGUGCCGCGUCUUGUAAUCAAUUAUGUAAUCAAUCAAAUGGUGUGCGUGUGUCUUGUAAUUGAUAAGUAUUUUAUUCAAGUUGGCACCCCUGGGCAGAGCUGCCAUACGAAGACGCAGGAAGGGACACUGUGUGGCUGCGUAUUUGCAUGGAAGCACAGGGACUGGAAAAUAAUCCUCUAGAAAAGGAUGCUUUGGAGAGGGAUGGAGGAAAGGAUUCCCAAUCUCCUUAAAGAGGAGGAAGAGGAGGAUAUGGGUUAGGUGGAGAUGAAGAGAACUGUUGUUUUGGAAUGGGAUGGCUCCUUACUGUUGAGGUUCAUGAAAGACCUUGCCUGAAGUAUAUUUGUGGAUGUAAAAUGUGAUGUACAGUCCCCUUAGUGGUUUGUCUCCUCAUGACUGGAAAGUUUAUAUUGAGCAAUAAUGUUGUGGAAGAUCCCUCUCCCUCUGUGUGUAUGUAUAUAAACAUCUGCAGCAAAUGUGGUGAGGUUGCUAUGUAGCUCCUAGGCAAAGGUACAAGGGAGACUAGGUAUGCCUCUGCUCGAGUUCCCAGCCCAAAGGAGGAGUAAUUUAGAAAACAAAGAGAAUAAAAUAAAAUGUAUUCGCUCCUCCCACAAACUUCUUAAACUCAGGAAACAUUUGUAAAGGAUAAGGUACAAAACUGUUGAAUAAGUUGGCAAUCCAGUGCACAUCACAUUGGAGUAGGUCAGAGGCAGUUUUAGGGUAGCCUGACCAGUCCGGCCAUGCUGGCCACAGGGACCAAUGCAACAGUUAUGUAGAAUGGAGUACGAAGAGUGGGGGGGUACCAAAUGUUAGUGUUGCACAGGGCACUGUUGACAUUUGAGAGCCCAAAGUCCGCCACUGAGUAAGUCCAACUGAAUUCAGCAGAUCUUAAGGAAAGACUCUUUAUCAUUAUAUGGUGUGGAACCCUUUUGACCGAAUCUUGACAAUUAAGAUACAGAAAUGCAUUUGCAGAUGCAAAUAUUACUAUUCACAGCAUCAUCUUCUGAGACACCCGGCACGCAGCAGUCUUCCCUCCAAUUAGUGAGGUUCCAUUUUUAGGUAUUAGGGCAAAUAGCCAAUGAAAGAGGUCUCUCCCAUCAACUUGAGCUACGACCUGGCUGAUAAACAUUUCAAGGACAAUUUGAGUUCUGCACCACCAAAAAGAAGAAGAUAUGCAUCCUUUAAAAAAAGAAGACCCCAAUCUGUAUAAUAUUUGCAUAUGGUAAUGUUUAAGUAUAUGUGCAAAUUUAAAAAUAAUUACUAUAAUUUAAAUAAAAAUACAAUACUUCUUGUCGUAAUGGGGAAGACACCCUGUGCCUGUUUCGUCUGAUGACCAGGAGAUGCUAACUGUUGAUGGGCAAUUUCUGCUCUCCCUUUUCAUUCCUUCUCUUUAAACCAGACUUGGGACACCUUCAAAUAGAGGGCUGUCCUCUUGACUGCCCUUCAAAAUAGAGGACUGUUGAUACAGACUUUGAAGGUGACCUUUAAACUACAACUAAUCCAGAAUGCAGCAGCUAGACUAGUGACUGGGAGUGGCUGCCGAGACUACAUAACACCGGUCCUGAAAGACCUACAUUGGCUCCCAGUACAUUUCCAGGCACAAUUCAAAGUGCUGGUGCUGACCUUUAAAGCAGUAAACGGCCUCCACCCAGUAUACCUGAAGGAGCGUCUCCACCCCAUUGUUCAGCCCGGACACUGAGGUCCAGCUCUGAGGGCCUCCUGGCAGUUCUGUCACUGCGAGAUGUGAGGUUACAGGGAACCAGGCAGAGGGCCUUCUCAGUGGUGGUGCCCACCCUGUGGAACACCCUCCCAUCAGAUGUCAAGGAAAUAAAGAACUAUCUGACUUUUAGAAGAUAUAUGAAGGCAACCCUGUUUAGGGAAGCUGUUUUAAUGUUUGAUGUUUUAUCGUUUUAUUAUUAUUAUUAUUAUUAUUACUAUUAUUAUUAUUAUUACAGUGGUACCUCAGUUUACAUACGCUUCAGGUUACAGACUCCACUAACUUAGAAAUAGUGCUUCAAGUUAAGAACUUUGCUUCAGGAUAAGAACAGAAAUCGUGCUCUGGCGGCGCGGCAGCAGCAGGAGGCCCCAUUAGCUAAAGUGGUGCUUCAGGUUAAGAACAGUUUCAGGUUAAGUACGGACCUCCGGAAUGAAUUAAGUACUUAACCUGAGGUAACACUGUACUCUGCUGGGAGCCAUGCAGAGUGGCUGGAGAAACCCAGCCAGAUGGGCGGGGUAUAAAUAAUAAAGUAUUAUUAUUAUUAUUAUUAUUAUUAUUAUUAUUAUUAUUCACAGUUAAGAUAUUUAUUAAUUUUAAUUUUUCAUCCACAUAUUUAGGAGGCUUCACAACCACACAACUCCACUCUAAUGCUCCAUCUGCCUUCGUGUGUUUACUGCUACUAGUUAUUUUCUCCUCACCUAUUUCGGUCUCCGCCCCUCACAGAAAUCACAGGAGGCUAAGCAAGGUCCAUAAAUUAAGACAAACAAAUUUCAGUGUCAGGAUUAGAAACCUGUUUCAGGCAAUUGCUUUGUGAAAUCACUUUAAUCCUUGGACCGAGAACGGGGUAUUUUUAGAACGCCAGCUCUGAGCAAAGGGAAUUCCACAUGCUCACCAACAUGUGGCUGUUCUCAAGGCUUGGUGACAGACUGACUCUACAGCAAAACCAGGGGAGCAGGUAAUAUAACAAUAACUGAAUGGCGACUGGAAUAUACAGGAGCUAUAAUGAAACUGUAGAAUCCCAGAUGGGAUACACAUCAUAUUACUAUCUUUUUCCUGAUUCAGAAAGGAAGAUCUGUGUGUUGCUGAAGCAACACAAUAUGCCUUUAGAUACAGGUGGGCACCCAUCUGUUUUGGACUAUAACUCCCAUCAGUCCCGGGCAGCAUGCUCUGCGAUUUGCAGCCAAAAACAUAUGAAGGGCACCAGGUUGGGGAAGCCUGGCUUAAUGUGGAAGAAAUCCCUCACUUUUUCCAAUAUAGUAAUCCUAAAGCUUAUGGCUCAUGUGGCUCCAUUCCCUAGCCUCUCUGAUCUAUCUUAUAAACAUGCCCUUCUUCCUAUAACUACUUAAGGUUAAAAGCAAACGUUUUAUUAUCUACAGCAUUUUAGAAAGUUAUUUGUUGUGCACCUCUUAAGAUAGUGUAACCAGAUUUUGCACGAUUAUUCCUGAACUGAGAUCAAGGAACAGGCUUUUGUCUGUGUUUGGACAACAACGACAACAACAACAACAAAAUUUAUAUCCCGGAUACAAUUGGAUGGUGUUUUGAAUCGAGAUGGCAGCAUGAACCUUUCAAAACCGUGGGUUUUAAGUACUGAUUUCAAAACUGCAAUGAACUUUUGGUUUCUUAGAAUUCCUGAGUAAUGCUGGGUAUGAGGCUGCUAGUAUUCAGUUAUACCGUACUAGUCAAUUGGCACCAUAUACUCAGACUCCAUUAACACAAAGGUUCUAUGAAAUAAGUGGACAUCAGCUGUGCAUUUGUAAGUGCUCAGCCAAAUCACCUUCCAGGGCAUGCAUCCAAUUAAUUGAAAAUAAGAUUCAAUGACUGACAGACAGAACGACAGACAGACAAUGUGUUCAGUGAGAAUGAGGCUUCCUGACGUAGGACAGAAUGUCCCUAUUUUCAUCUAAGAAAUGUUAAGAGGGUAUGUAACAGAAGGGGGGCAGGAGUACAGGGCUGUGGGGAAAGUGGCUGGGGAGAACACCUGUCAGUGGGGUUAUCAGACUGGGAGCAUUAAGAAGGCCUCCUCCAGCAGGCAUCGGCCCAGCACACACACAGAGAGAGUGCGCACAGAGAUCUCCUGAUCCUUCUAGAACUGCAAACCUCCCAAGAUGUAGGAGUUUGCUGCAGGAGGGGGGAGGAUUUUGUGAGCAAAGCCAGCAGUUUAAAGAGCUUAAGUAGCAGGAUAGAGAGAAGCAUGAUUAGCGGGUGCAAUUCUGCUUGCCAGCACUUAAGGAUUAAACUCACUCGUUCCCCACCUCAGUGAAUUAUCUUAUUCCUCAGAAGAGCCAGGGCUGCACAGAGGAAAAAGGAAAGAGAGGAGUGCAUUUUGUUCUUCAUUUAUCCCAGCCCUAAUGCCCAGAAACACAACUGUGCACAAGGGAUAUACCCCACCCCGUUUCAAUGGCUGAUGGUUGCUUCUAGGACUGAGACGUGUGUUCGUUUCCUUUCGUCUAUGCAAACAGAAAAGCAAACAAAACCCAGAAGCUCCCCAUCUUCCCCUAAUAUGCUGAGCAGCACAUCUAUUUUGGCCUUUGUGCCACUGUGUGUGUGGGGGGGGGUCACCUCACAUUUUCACAAGCUCUGAUGAUGGCAAAGCCAGGCCUAUGGGGCAGUUCAUGUGAAAAGCACCAAAGCAUUCCUUGAAGAUGUUGUUGCAUAGGCAUGGUCCUCCUGCUAUUCCCAGCCUAUUGGGAGGGAGGAAGCUCUGCCACCUUUUCCUUGGUGAGCGAGAGAAUACUAGUGUCAGAAUUCUGUACUCUUCCUGACUGUGUGGGGGAGAAGAGCAGUAAAGGAACAGAAAUAGCUGCAUCUAAUUACACAUGCAUUUCAGCGAUGCCAUCUCCAUGGUCAAUCCCUAGGCGGCACCUGUUGGGGAUAAAUGUUAUUAAGUUUACUGGGUUGCAGCUGCCAAAAUGAGACUAGCUUGUACAUUUGGGCCUCAACAAAUUCUUAAGCCACCUUCCCCAUCAGAUUGGGUCCAAACUAUUGGGAAAAGAUCCAUCUGGAGUGUGUGGGUGCUUUGUAUACUACUUUUUAAAUUUCUGGUUAGUUUUAAGCUGUUAAAUUAGGUUAGUUCAUUUGUAUUAUUUUAUACAAACUUGUGUGGAUUGAUUUUUUGGUAAUUAUUUAUUAGUGUUAUAUUUCUAAUUGUGUAUGUGUGUGUGUGUGUGUGUGUGUGAGAGAGAGAGAGAGAGAGAGAGAGAGAGAGAGAGAGAGAGAGAGAAUGGCUAUAUUUGUUCACCCAAUAUGUUAUGAACCACUUUGGGCACAAUUUUGUGAGAAAAUGGCAUACAAAUAAACUGACGGUGAUGAUCAGCUCUGAGCAUUUGGAAUAUAAAUUCAAUGAAUAAUAACUAUUAGUUUAUUAAUUAAUCCCCCAACAGGCCUCCAAGGGGAGGAGCUGACUAUGAGGCCUCCUUUGGGAAUUAGGAAUCCUUGCCUAGUACGUAGGUAGAGAGAGCUGUUAGCAUCCAAUCCUAAGAGGAGCCCUGUUCGAUCAGAACAAAGGCCCAUCGAAGGCAGGCCUUCUGCUUCACACAGUGGCCAACCAGAUGUGAAAAGGAAGCUCAGAAGCAGCAGGAGUGGAAUAGCUCACUCCCACUUGUGUUCCUUGGCAGCAGCUAUUGAGAAACAUGCACCUCCAAUAUUGAAAGUAGAAUACAGAGCUAUCAUGACCCACAGCCAUUGAUAGCCUUAUUUUUCAUGCCAUAUCCCAUUGAAGUUGGUGGUCAUCCUUACACGUUGUGGGGGGGGCGAACUCCAUAGUUUUAAUGAUGUCCUUUUAUCUGUCCUGAAUCUCCUCACAUUCAACUUAAUUGGAUGGCCUCAGGUUCCAAUAUUAUAUGAGAGGGAGGAAUGCUCAUCCACAUCCAUUUUCUCUGUACCAAGUAUUACUUUAUACAUUAUCCUUCCUGUCGCCUGCUCCUCACUCACCUAUUUUUCUAAACUAAAAAUCCCCAAACGUCGUAGCCUCUUCUCACUGGGGGAGCUGCUAUGUUACAUCCUCGUGUUGCAUAAGCAUCUUCCCCUAUACCACACGGCGCCACAGCUUGGGUUCAAUGUUCUGCUUUGCCAGUCAUUAAUCUUUGCCAUCUUGGGCUUUUAUAAUUGGAUUUCCCAGGUCACAUGGCGAGAUAAAAAGCCCUCAAAUCCACCGUAACAAAAUUGGGUUACCCACGAAGACUUAGCAGGGAGUGGGGGGAGGGGAAAAGAGCACAGAGCAAGGUGAAGAACUCUGAUGCUACCUUCUUAGCAGUCUUGGACCAGCUGCCUUGCCGCCUGCAGCUGCGGAGCUAAGGCAGCUCCGUGGAAUACCUUCUUCAUCACCCUGGAGGAUUCCGCGUAAGAUACUUUUAUUUUGGUCUUUUUCGUCUCCUCCACCCGGAAAAGGGUGAGUCAACCAAUCUGAAGAGCUGGAACAAACCGAAGAGCUAGAGGGGCUUCAGGAACCAACGGAGGAGGAGGAGGAAGGAGAGGAAGAAGGAGACGGUGAGAUGGGGAGUGGAGCAAGUGCAGAGGAUAAGGAACUUGCCAAGAGGUCCAAAGAACUGGAAAAGAAGCUACAGGAGGAUGCAGAUAAAGAGGCAAAGACAGUCAAGCUGCUACUGCUCGGUAGGUGUGCUGUAAUGAGAUCUUGUAGGGGGUGGGCUGCAAGGGGAACACACCACUGGCGAGCAAAAUGAGAAGGCAGCUCUCUCCUGGGCUUCCUAUACUAUCACACGUUUCCGAAUGAAGAAUUCCAAAGGGAAAACCUAGCUAUUCUAUACCAACAGCUGUGGAUGGGAGAGGAAAGUGUUUCAUUUCAGUAGGGUGCUGGUGGUAAAAAUAAUAAAAAAUGGGAAAGUGCCUUUCAGUUCUGAUUUAACCAUGACGCACAUGGAAUGAAGGCAGCCACCCUCUGUAUGCCAUUUUCCAAAUUAGGCUUUUCCCAGACGAUGACAAAAACUAUGGUUGACGUUGCUGCCAAGCAACAGAUCACUACUGCCCAAAUAGCCAAGGACCUUGAAAUAUGGCAGAGAAAUAGCUUGUUUCAGCACACACUGAGAAACAGAAUUCAAAAAAUAAAAAUAGAAAGUAUGUUUUCCUAAGUAGCACCAGAUGGUUCCUCAUUAGCUUGAUGACCUCCUAAGUCGGCCGAUCAGGCGGAACUCAAGAUCUCUCAGCCCAUUGGCUAGAACAAGAUGUCACAAACACCCCUCUCCAGCAAAGCAGUCUCAGGCACCACAGUUGUCAGAAGAGAUUAAGUGCUUCCAAGGAGAGUCAAUGGCUGGAGGAGAACAAGGAAAGCUAUGGCCCAUGUUAUUUUUGAAUGUGCAAAACCAUGUCUCUUGCAUUCAAUCUCCCUUCACAAGAAGAGGUGGCAAAUUGAUCUGUCAGCCUUUUCACGGCCUUUUCAAAAAGAAGAGGAAUGGAGCCUGACAUAGGUCCCUAUCCUCUCAAAGGUGGAUAUAUAAACACCCUAUCUAAAGGACAUUAGGUAUUCUCAAUUGGCUCUGCCAAAAUAAUACACCCUGAACUUGCCCUUUAAGCCAUCCUAACCUUAUUUUCAUCACCAGCCCAUAAGGACAGUUGUGAGGCUCGAGAGAUGAGGUUAUAAUGUGAUAGUUAUUUGCAGUCAAGUUUUCUUUGAAUGAACAGCAAAGGCUUUUCAGAUCCUUGGGUCUGUGGUGCUGAAGGAAAGGCAUUGGUGUCAAUCCAGGUUUGCUUUCUUAUAGGACUUAGAAAUGAAUUCAUGUUACAAAAUUCAGCCUUUACUUGAUAAUAGCUAUAGAAAUUGAAAGAAGAAUAAGAGUUUGGAUUUGAUAUCCCGCCUUUCACUCCCCUUCAGGAGUCUCAAAGCGGCUAACAUUCUCCUUUCCCUUCCUCCCCCACAACAAACACUCUGUGAGGUGAGUGGGGCUGAGAGACUUCAAAGAAGUGUGACUGGCCCAAGGUCACCCAGCAGCUGCAUGUGGAAGAGCAGAGACGCGAACCCGGUUCCCCAGAUUACGAGACUACCGCUCUUAACCACUACACCACACUGGCUCAGAAUGAAAGCAUUCUGUCUGUUUAUAUUGAUGUUGACUUAGGUAUUAUCCUUUUGCUGAAAGAGUAUUGAUUGAUUCCAGGUACCCUUUGUGCUUUGGGGUUGGUGUUCAGACCAGCAACGGAGGUUUGUCCCUAUGUGGUUUCAGUGUCUAUCCCCUGAACCUCUUGUCACGAAACAUGAAAGAGACCGGCAGAAGGCCAGCAUCAAAAUAGAUUGACUUUGAUUCUAGACAGCUUUACUGAGAGGCAAGAGUGGAUCCUCUCCCCCCCCCCCCCAAGUUGUAAUUCCAUGCAAUGCUGAACAUUCCCACUUGAUAUCUUCAGACACCUUCAGUGAUGCUUCAUGUGCCCCUCAAAGCUGGUUAUUGUCAUAGACUGGCUCCUGACAAUUACCGUAUUUUUUGCACCAUAACACUCACUUUUUUCCUCCUAAAAAGUAAGGAGAAAUGUCUGUGCGUGUUAUGGAGGGAAUGCCUACGGGUGGCAUGCCUACGGAUUUUCCUCCUCUAAAAACUACGUGCAUGUUAUGGUCGAGUGCGUGUUAUAGAGCGAAAAAUACGGUAUUUAGUUUGGUGCAUGAGGUGGAGGGGAGACAAGUAUGGGAGUAUAAAAUUAUGCAUUGUGCAGAGAAAAUGGCUAGAGGAAAGGUUUUGCACCUUCUCUCAUAAUACGAGAGUGACACUGAAUGUCAAGAGAUACAGGACAGAUAGAAGCAAGUAUUUUGCACACCACAUAAACUGCAGUAUUUGCUAGCACAAGAUGUGGUGAUAGCCACCAACCUGGACAGCUUUGGAAGAGAAUUAGAGAAGUUCAUGAAAGAUAAGGCAAUCAAUGGUUGCUCAUCAAUAUGGCUGCAUACUACCUACAGGAUCAAAAGCAGCAGGCCAUCUGAGUAGCAGUUGCUAGGGAGCCACAGCAGAACUGGAAUAUUACCCUCACCUUCUUCUGUCGGCUUACAAUAGGCAUCCGGUUGGCUGCUGUGAGAAGCAGGAUGCCGAACUCAGUUAGCUCUUUGGUAUAAUCCAUCAGGGCUCUUAUGUUCUUAUCUGUGGUUUUUGUGGCUGAUGACUUUCCAAGUAUAACAAGGAUGUGCAGUGCUCCUAGGAGUGUACAUCUUCCCAAGCUCCUGAUUGCUGCACAUAUAAACUCAUCUGAAUGAUGCCCUGCCUGUGUGGCUCAUAGCUGUGAGCUGUUUCCAUAACCCAGGGAUGGGGAAUCUGUGGGCUACCAGAUGUUGCUCUCUGCCAUGAACUAAUCUAGAAUGUGAAUUAGUGGGAAGAAAGUGACUAAUGGAGAUUUUACAGAAGGUGGCACAAAAGAAGUUUGAGACAAGAAAGUGCAUAGUUAAAGAAAGUAGCUGGACAUCUUGUAAAGUUGUGCGAGCUCAGUGAAUUUUUGGAGUCCCGUGGUGGGUGACCGUAGGUGCAGCUGAGAUGCAGAAACGAACAGCAGUGCACAGUUUAUUACUGGGCAAAGGAAAGGGAACACCUUGUGCCAGCUCAUUCAAUAGUGGUCUGAAAAGCACAGGCUUCUCCAGACACAAAAGCCUAGAGGAUUUAGGAACACAGAUGUCACACCCAGGCCAGAAAGCCUGUUCACCCACCCAGCCCCUGAGAAUUCAAAGAUCAAGAUAAAAGCACCUCUGGCAUUCUACAUGCAGCAGGAAAAGAUGUUGCCACUCCCGCCUUUUAGCUCAGCCAAGUCAAAGUUUGAGAAAUUAGAAACCACUGCUAUUAGGAACAGUGGGUUGCAUGGAAACUCCUCCUGCAUGGGAAAGAAGCAGGAUCCCAUGUGCUUGCUCCAACAAAAUGGCUUCUUGCAAUAAACCUUCCACAGGAAGAAAAAAAAAGAAGAGCAUAGAUCAAAUAGCUGAAGUAGCAUAUAUCAAAUGUGCAGAUAGCCUGUGCUUGCCUGCCACUGUGCAACAUGGGUUCCUUCAGGUGACAGCAGGGAGGUUAGGAUCAGGGUGAUUAAGUCCUAAUUCUAAGCAGCUUCCUGUUUUGGAAUAAGCAGCUUAAGGUGAUGAGAUGAGGAAACAUACUGUGGCUGCUGAAGAAGACUGAAGGGCAAGCGAAGAAGAUAACUGUUGAGAAGUAGAGCUGGGUGGGGAACCUCAGGCCCUUUAUCUGGCCCUAGGAAUUCCCAUCAGACCCAUACCUCCUUUCCAGCCUUUCUCUGCACCCUUCCUUGUGCUUUUGACUAGCUGGAAUGUGUCCCUGAAGUAUGAUAGUACUCAAUUGCCAGGAUGGAGGUGGAGGUGUGUAUGUGUAGCAACCUCUUGACUACUGUUCAAGCAACUGAUCUGUUGCUCCACCCACUUUGGCCUCUGGCUCCACCCACCACUGAGGGCUGCCCAUAAGGCAAUGCUGCCCUCAGGCUGAAAAAGCUUCCCUACUCCUGAAAAAGUGAGCACCUAAAGAACACACACUUCUAAGCCAGCACAUCUAAAACGCAAAUAUCUACUGAUGUGAGGUAAAAUAUGAAUCAGUCCCAGUGGAAGUUACUAUUAUGUAUCUACUUUGCAGCGGUGAGAAGGCCUCUGUAACUAAGCAAAUUUUAAAACAUAAUUGGGACUAUAUUGUUGCCUUUUUAAAAAUAGCCCACAUUGUCUCCAGGUUGUCUCAACUUAGGGCUGUUGGCCGUCACUAGAAUUGGAAUACCUGUAGGUGGAGGUAUGGUUUGAUACAAACGUGGAGAGGGGCAUUUAUAGUGUAAUCCUAUGCAGAAGUAAAUCCUAUUGAUUUCAAUGGGGUUUAUUCACAGGAAAGGAGGUAUAGGAAUGUGGUUCACAAGUGUGCCCUGCUUAGCAAAACCCAGGUACUUCCCUUAAAUGAAAAAGUUGUCUAGACAACUAUCUUGAAGGACUGAUUUUUUGUGUUUAGUUCUAGUACAGAAGGGUGAGGAACCUUCCAGAAGUUGUUGGGAUUCAACUCCAAUACACAGUCUGAUUUGGCCCUAGGGGUAGUAAUGUACAUGGGGUAUUUCCAGCUGACAAUAAAUUCAUGCAUCAUUAAUUCAAUAUGGCAGUAAUGCUAGCUCCCAUGCAACAUCAGCUCCCAUGUAACAGAAGUGAUGGUGGCCUUGCCCAGAGGGCAAUGGUAGCUGAUCCUCAUUAGGACUGGUAGGGCGGAAGGCAGAUGUGCCAACAGUAGGUGGAGCCAGAACCAAUGACAGGCAGAGCCACGGCCUGAUUGGUUGCACUGAACAAGACAGGCAAGUAGGGGCUGGCUUCUGGGGCAGACUGAGGUGGAGGGGCUAUUCCCCAUUCGCCCUAUUAGACCAGCCUCCAUUGCUGAAGGGGGAUAUCUGUACUCUGGUUUGCUGACCGGGGUUAGCCUAAUUAGCACAUCAGUAAAGUGCUGAACCUGCAAAUAAAAUAUAAAAGUAGGGGUGCCAGUUGAGGAGCAGCAGUGGAGAUGGUGUCCCUCCCUGAUUCCAGGCCACAUAUUCCGUGGGAGCACCCCCAUCUACAAGUUUACUGGGCAGCUUUUUUUGGAACUAGAUCCAGGAGCAAACCUUGGAACCAUGCUGUGAACUGCUCCUACGCACUUGCCAGGGGUGAUAUUCAGCAUAGGCCUGGCCUACCUAGUAAUUUCAAAGGCUGGUCUUAGUUUACCUAGUCAUUGUUGGCUUCAGUAUUUAACCUUCUACUUGUGCUGGGUUAACAGACAGCAAUAGAAAUGUUUAGGAGAGAGAGAGAGACAGAAAGAGAUACUGAGAUGGCCUCAUCUCUUGACCUGGGUGCUUAAGGCUGAAUGCCAGCCUGUGAGGAACCACAAUUUGUCUGUGGCCUCAUAUCAUCUGUAGGCAGUCCACCAUCUCCUUGAGUUAGAUAUAAUUCCACAACUACUCGAUUUUGGAAUCUGAAAUGGCACCCUAGGAUGGAGUUGUGUUUCUUACUACUAGUGAUUUCACAAGCAGAAUCCAAGAGCUGCCGUGACAAUCAUACAAUCAAAUUAUUGAGUGCAUUUAGCAUACUAGCUUUCUCUGUGUGUGUGUGUGAGAGGGGGGGGAGAGGGGGGGGAGAUGGACAAAAAGAGAGAUAUCAGUGAGAAAUAACCAAGAAUAGCCAGGUGAGGAUAAGAAAGAAUCUUCCUGCCAGGCCACUUUGCCAUCUAAAUAAUAGGAACAGUGUACACUGCAAGCACCAAGACCACAAAUCCUUAUUAGACUGAAGUUUUGUCUCCUAAACAGUUCAUGCACAGUACUGGGAGGAAACCUGAGGCAUUUCAGAAAUGAAAAAUCAAAAUAUUAAAGCAGCCAGCCAAAAUAUUAAAUCCAGCCUCCACUGGAUCAAAGAGCUUCUAUGAAUGGUUGCAGUUGGGGGGGGGGACCAAUAGCUAAAAUGUUUUGAUUUGAAAGGCAGUUAAAUUGAACUUUUAAUCUACUCCUUGAUGAUACCUGAUGGGUGCUUAUUUUUAUAUUUUUCAUUACAAAUAUUGUGUAUGUGCUUUUAAAAUUCUAUUUUCCCUCUCUGAUUAUUUGCGGGGGGUUAUUGGGUUGUUCUUGUUUUUAUUUUGAUUAUGCAUUUUGUGUUUUUAUAUUGUGAUUUUAUCCUGUGAACUGCCCUGAGUCCUGUGGGUAUGGGCGGUAUAUAAAUAUAAUCAAUACUGUAAUAAUAAUAAUAAUAAUAAUAAUAAUAAUAAUAAUAAUAGGUGGAUACAGAAGGAUCUGCUGUGUCGCUAAGCCCAGCAUGGGGAGGCCCAGCAGAAUGAUUUGGCCUCUAUCCAAAUCCAUUCCCUUGGUAACUUCCUUAGUAAUUACUUUGCCUCUUUAUUCUUAAUGCGUGUCGUAGGAACACUCCCAGCAUUUCCUCUUUUGCUUUCUUGCAUGACAUCCUGGAAAUGGCACAAUCCAUACCCUUUUGCAAGGAAUGCUGCAUUACCAAAGGCUUUCUACUUAUAGAGACUGACAUAGUUGCACGGGGGUGGGGGGUGGGGUGGGGACCAGAUUCCUCCAACUGUCUGCACUGUUCCUUUAACAUGCAUCCCCUGAGAGGCUCGCAUAAUGCUUUCUGUUCCAGCAAUAACUGAAACAUAUUUAACACUUUAUUAGCAAGGCUGUGUCUUCUUCCAUGCAAGAUCUCUUCAAAAAAUCAACACCAGCAUCUUUAGUAGAUACUCCAAGAAGCACACAAUGUUGCUCAGAUCCGAACUAGUUUAGAUUUUUAAAGUUUUUGUUUUGUUUUUUUUAAGAAAAAAAAUGUUUACUCCAGCAUAACUGCAGCAAGACACAAGUAGACAGGGCAUCUUCUCUCUCUAAAACAAAACAAAACAAAAGCCUCAAGAUAAACAUGGAAAGUGUCUGAAGUAUCUGUGUCCAAGAGUAUAUUCCCUAGUGGAAGAUUUGCAACAAACAUCCCAUGUCAUUGGCGCCCCUUUUCAUGCCAAUAGGUCUCUCUAAAGAUGUCCUUGUAUAGCCAGAGAGUGUAAAGUGCAUUUCUUUCAAUUUCCAUAUUGAAUGCAACAAAAACAAUUUAUCAAUAAAAUUAUCUCUUUCGGAAUGGUAUCUCUAAGUUCCAGUUGUUUGGUGGAUUUCUCCAUGAGAGUUGCCACCCAGACCUGCACAGCCACAUUUCCAAAGAGAUGUACUCUAAAGUCUGAUGGGAAAUUUUCUUGCACUUAUUUCAAGCUCUAAAAAAACCCCAUACAAAUAAUGAACUGCUCCCGCUCUCUUUUCUCAUCAAUGAAAUAGACACGACUGGUCAGACUGGCAAACAUCAGCAACUUUCAUUGGCCUAUGAAGGAAUUUUCUAGUUAGCAGUUGGAGCAGUGAUUUUGUGCUUAGCAGUUUGCAUCAAGAGGCUUUACACAUUACAUUUUCAGCAGGGACACGUUACAUGUUCCCGGUAACUCCUUGCUCUUCUAAUCUGUUGUAAUUACAGUGGUACCUCGGGUUAAGUACUUAUUUCGUUCCGGAGCUCCGUUCUUAACCUGAAACUGUUCUUAACCUGAAGCACCACUUUAGCUAAUGGGGCCUCCUGCUGCCGCCACACCGCCAGAGCACGAUUUCUGUUCUCAUCCUGAAGCAAAGUUCUUAACCCGAGGUAAUAUUUCUGGGUUAGCGGAGUCUGUAACCUGAAGCAUAUGUAACCCGAGGUACCACUGUAGUGUAUACACCAUUUUAGAGAGAGAGAAAUGUAGCUUCUUCAAGUGUUAGUUUCAACUCAUAUAUGGUACAGAUCUGUAACAUUUAACUGCAAAAACAGAAAGGCUGCUGAGGGGCGGGUUGCAUUUUAUAAUAGUUUCACAUAUUUUUGUUUCAACUCCCUGCAAAUAAAAAGACUAGGAAAUUAGUCUGAGGGAUUCAAAGCCAAUCUGUUCCUUACUGUGCUAGUUUUCAGUUAGCAGGGAUUGUGUGGGUGUUUUUAACACAGGAGAACAUUAAAUCAUUGAAUCCCCACCUAUAAUCUGAAGCAACAAAACCGUUUCUACCUUAGAACAUUAGACUGUAACUACAGAAGAGAAUGGAGGGGGUCAGGGAUUGAAGGAAAACUGAAACAGGUAUAUUCUUAUUCCUUAGCAAAUAUUCUAAAAUAUAUUGAAGUUUAGGAGGGAGAGAAAAAUGUGAGCUAACUUGUCUUCUGUUCAUAGUCCCUACCUGUGGAAUCUUAAUUGAGAGCAUGUUGAAACUCUGCAAAGGAAUUCUAUGGAGGAUAGUAUUUUAAACUUUGUUGUGCUACGCUGUAAUGCUAGGAAGGAAAGACAGGGAGGGAGGAGAGGGGGAAUGGAAGCAAGACUAACACCAUAUCUUCUGAAACCGUUUGCCACAUCAUUCUCCUGCAUGUGUGGAUUAGGCUCAGUCAAUAAAGUAGUCUUUCAGAAUAAUUUCAUAGGGAGAGAAAAAAUAUUACUGGUACAUAUUAAUGGUUGAUGUAGAAAUAAUAUAUGAAGGAGUCAGGUCCAACAGCAACAGGCUUUACUGCAGUUAUAAAUAAAGUUGUAGACAGGUCUUCAACUUGAAUUAGGAAUGCUUCAGUAUUCAGGGUGGGAUGUCUUUUAAUAGGCCAAGGCUCCUCUUUGGGAUGUAUCUCAAGACACAUCAAACAAUGAACACACCACCCUGCUUAUAUUACUAAGGAAGCCUUUGCCCUCCCAGAUAUCUGGGACUGGACUUCAAUGCUGGGUUGAACCUCAGUUACUUCACAAAGAAUGGGGUGUGUGGUAUUGCCAAAAUGCAGGGUAAUAGUGAGCAACAACGCCUCUUGCAGCAUGUCUCAAGCUCUUUGGGCUGUUGAGUUUGCUAGCCUAUGCUCCUGUUCCCCACAAUGCAUAAUUUCCUCUCCCCCCCCCCAACCAUCAUGCCCACCUUACAUCCCUUACAUCGCUUUCAAAAUCUCAAGUUAAAAAUCUGAAUUAGGUGCACAAAAUUGCAAAACACCACCUUUCAGAAAGCCAGCUGGAUAUAAGCACAAAUGAAGUGUGCCAAUUUGACCUAUCUAAUGUCACCUGCAGUUUCUAAAGCUCCUGUAUACUGCCGUAUCAUUUACCCUAGGUGUUGCUUAAGAAGGUGUGCAGCUGUCUUGCUCAAGCAACUAACUGUCCACGUGAAUAGUCCAUCCAUAUGUGCAUCAGAGGAGGAGGUAGUGAUCACUGAUGUUCCUCCACAAACACGAAGCCACAUGUCCCCUCUGAUCUUAUGUCACCCAUAUGAAUAGGCCAUGGGCAUUUAUUUGCAUGAGUAAGCCUGGUGACCUAACGUCUGAACUGGGGAACUUGGCAAUGGAAAGACAUUCCAGUAAGAAAAUAUAAAAUAGUUAAGUGCCAAGACAAAAUGACCCCUGUCUUUUUGCAUAGUGAUCUGCGUGUGUAUCUUUCCCCAUAUUCUGCCAUUAAUCUGUUUCCUUUUACUUCUUCCAGGUGCUGGAGAGUCGGGCAAGAGUACAAUUGUCAAACAGAUGAAGUGAGUAUUGCCUUCUAGACUGGGGACCAAGAGUCCUAAAAACAGGGGCGUCCUUCAGCCCUUUCCUCCUGCGCUGCUAUCCCACACCAACCCAGAGUAGCACAUUUAGAGGCUGUUGUUGGCAAGCGGACUGAGCUGGGACAAAUAACUUAAACAGAUUAUGGAAGGCUUAAAACACAAAUAAAAAUAGCAUUUAGUUAAAAGCAAGCUAGGGCAACAUGGAAUAACUGCUUGCUUCACAAGCUGAUCCUGAGCAGGAUAAGGAAGAAAUAAUGCUUUAUAUGCUAUAGCACAGAGAUGGGGAACCUGUUGCCCUCUAGAUGUUGCUGGACUACAACUCCCGUCAUCCCUGACCAUUGGCCAUGCUGACUGGGACUAAUGGGAAUUGUAGUCCACAACAUCUGGAGGGCACCAGAUCCCCAGUUCCUGCUAUAGCGGAUUCAUUGACUAAUUUACAUUAAUUUCCCUGCACAUGGUUUUAGUAAUCCUCAUAAUAAUAAGCCUGCAAUAAAGGCUGUUGACAAAGUCCAUAAUGUCAGAUUUCUAAGCCCUGUGGCUUAUGAACUGACAAACAAACAGCAAAAGAUGAAUGCAGUUCUGUUACUCUUCCUUUAGUAGCCUUUAGUAUUCCCUGGGAUACUCAAAACUUUCUGGGAACUUAGAUUUAACACCAGAGUGAAAGUGCAAACCAUACAGGAAGAGGCAUCUUAAACUGUAGCAGUAACCAAUGUGACUACACCCACACCCACCCACCCACCUACCCUACUCAUGAAUUCCAACAAUAGAAAAGUGACCUACAAACUUAACGGCCAUCAUUUAAUACACAGGCCUUCAGUGGAAGGGCAGCUAAUUAUAUAUCAUGAGGCAUCUUGGCAACAUUUUCCUACAAGUCCUUUAUAGGUGAUGACCUUAUACAUCAUAUCUGUCCAUGUAUCUAGGACUUAACAGCCUUCACAUUCAAGUAACAUACAAAUAAAACUCAAGGCCUUUCAAUGGGAUAGACAGUAUUCUCAUUUUUGCUGCACAAUUAAUGGGAGCCAUUUAUUGUUAUGGGAAAAUGUCAAAACUGCUGCCCCAUGGCGUACAAUCAGGCAUGGGGCAAAAUGUGUUCUUCACCCAGACAUGGUCAUCUCAGCCAACGUGGUUUGGGGCAGGCUUUACUCUGUGAUGUCUUAGAUUAUGGUCCUUUUAAAAAACUUUCUUCCCCCAAUGCAAAUAGAUGCCAUUUAUUAUGCAUCUCUAUAAAAUGGAUAGAACUUCUCAAGAAGAUCCAGAGUGGUUAUUUCAUCUAUGGCGACUAUUCCCCCCCCCCCCCCAUUCUUACCCAGGAUUAUCCAUCAAGAUGGUUACACGGAAGAAGAAUGUUUGGAGUUCAAAGCAGUUAUUUAUGGCAACAUCUUGCAGUCCAUCUUGGCCAUCAUCAGAGCCAUGACCACCCUGGGGAUUGAUUAUGCGGAUUCUAGCCGAGCGGUCAGUAUCCUUGUGCAUGACAGCAGCAUGUUUUCGUUGAGCGAAUGAGGAUCUCUGGGAAAGGCGAGGGCCAAGGCAUUUGCAGCUACAAUGUGGCUGAUGUGCUAAAAAGGGACCUGCUAUUAAAGUUUGUUUAUUUGUGUUCAAGGUCAAUAUGUAUAAUCAUACAAAAGGAAUGCCAUUGCCGCUAGAUACGUUUCCUAUCUUUAUUUCCAUGGGAUGUUCUGAAUAAAAAAUAGGUAGGAAAGGACAGGUGGAAUAUCCAAGCACCAGAACAGUAAGAGUUAGUGUAACUGUGAUCUCAAUGCACUGGGCCGCACACUUCAUAAGAUAUCAAAAAGAGAUAGAUUUGGGCUUCAGCCUCAAGUCGAAGCAGCUAUGGGAUGAUGCCACCUGGUGGCUAAAGACCACUUUUCAAGAGCAGUAGCCAUAGAUUCACUGGAGCUGAUUCAUAGAAGGGCUGUAACUCAGCAGUAGAGCAUCUGGUUUGCAUGCAGAAGGUCCCCAGCAUCUCUGGAAUGGGUUGGGAAAGAUUCUCUUGUAUGAGAUACAGGUGAGGGCACUGCCAGUCAGUGCAGUCAAUUCGGAGAGAGAUGAACAGCUGGUCUAUAAGGCAGCUUCCUUCGCUCCUAGAAUUAUGGUGUCAGAAUAAGACCUCCAGUGGUACCUAGGCUGUGGCCACAGUUACACUUUACCUUCUCCUACCUAACACCAUUAAUGGUGAGAAUCAAAGUACUUACUGAAAAAGGUAAGAGUGCGAGUGUGCUGGGAUACCACCCAACGCAUGAUGUUUCUGGAAAGAUGCCAUGUUGGAGCAGAUCACUACACAGAAGGUGCCAAGAUGGUAGCACAUACAUCUGCAUCCAUGUGAGUAAUACUGUAAUGUGGAAGCACAGACCAGCUUUCCCCCUACAUGUUACAGCUUAAAUCAUCCGCAGCAGAUCCUUACUGUAUUUGCACCUUCUCAAAAUACUUCACAAGAAAUGCUCAACUUGAGAAACCAUCGACCAACCAUAGGAGGUUUUUUGUUGUUUUUUAAAUCUCCAGACCAAAGUUGAUUUGUUGCAAUUUGGACUUUUUCUUCACUUGUCAAUAAUGGCCCUGGGAAACAACUGUUCCUCCUUUUUUUUAAUGCACUGUUGUCCUCUGAUUUGAUGCAUGCCCAAUAAGAAGACCUUUGCAAAGUCAGAAAGGAGGAAAUUAUGAAGUGCCCAAACUGUGCGGCUAAAAACAGGUUGUGAGGGUGAAAAAUACAAACACUUGACUAUGAGGUUCUGCCAUACCCUUGUCACCAAGGAAACCACAGUCUCCUUACAGGCUUUGUAUCUUUACAGGAUGAGGGGCGACAGCUGUUCAACUUGGCUGACUCCAUCGAAGAAGGAACCAUGCCUCCAGAGCUAGUGGACUGUAUAACCAAACUCUGGAAGGAUGCAGGUGUUCAGGCCUGCUUUGAGCGAGCCGCUGAGUACCAGCUCAAUGACUCUGCCUCCUAGUAAGUUGGUCCCUGUGGAAGCAUAUUGGGGAGGGGAGAGGCAAUAUUGCCAGCACAAGGGGUUGUGGCAGGGAGACUUCAGAGAGAGAGAGACUGCCAUGCAUUUAUAUAGUACAUUUCAGCUUUAGCUAGUGCCCUCCAGAUAUUUUUUGACUACAAAUCCCAUCAGCCCCAAACAUAUGUAGUACACAAAGCAAAUGAACUUGCCCUGUCAGGCUUCUCCAUCUUUUGAAAUGCAGCAAGCUUCUGCAGAUCACUUCUUUCCUUGUGCCUUACCAUAGCGUUCCAUUCAAUGUUGCACAAGAGCUCUACUUGUACAACUAGACUUUUCCCUCCUCCUCUCUCCCCAUGCUUUGGAAGGACCCCCAAUCCUCCAGAGCAGAUCUUGAGGAUGGAGAGGGUGGGGAUGGAGAUGGAAGAGUAAGCUCCGUUGUGCAAGCGGAAGUCUAAUGUGGGAAUGCAACAGGAACCCUGUAUGCAACCCACGAUCUCCAAGCCGGUAGUCCCCUUCCCAUAGAUGCUAAGCAGCACGGGAGUCACUUCCCUGCAGAGAGAUCCCACAUCACUGGAGAGCAGGUGUGAAUGCAGCAACAUGGGUAAGACUAGUCAUUUAAGUAUUUUGCACCUCACUGGCACUCGACAGGGUUGAAAUCCACCAUUUGGCUGGGCUGUUCAUACUUCCCAGGAGUGUGGGAUCAACUCACAGGAAAGAGGCUCCCAUGCAAUUGGCGAGUAUGGAUAAGAGAGGUGACCCCACCCAACAUGUGUGUUAAGAUGCUCUUUGCUUGAAGUGAAAAAGAACAGGAGCAUGACAAAUGGUCCCUAGUCUGCAGACCUCCAGUGCCACAUCACUACUGCUCCAGGGUGCUCUGCAAUUGUGCCACCACAACCAAGCCUUCUAACAAUGCAGCUGGAAGCUUAGGGCAGGUUAGAUGUGCACUGCCUAUUUGCUUUCUGCUGUACACUUCUUAGGGCAGUUUAGGGCCUGGGGAACCAAAAGCGCUGGCUGUGCCCACAGUAAAUAUAAUGGCUGCCAAUUUCCUUGUGGAGCAAUUGACCAGGAGCCAUCCCUUUCUGUUUUUGCUAGCUUUGUUGGCGGAAGUUUGAAACAAACAGAGGUCUAUCCUAGCCAUGACCGAAGGGCUGGCAAAAGCAAACAGCUGCAAAUUUAAACAGAUCCAACCAAAUACAACCGCCUAAUAAACUGCAAAUUAGUAACCCACAACAAUUGCACAAUUCUUGCAGUACCUUAGAGAAGCAGAGAGCCCUGGUAAAUGUUUGCAUGUGUUCUAAGCCACUGCAUUAGCAGAGACAGUAUUGCUGCCCGAGUCCUCUUUAACCUGUUACUCUCCAUUUUUGUAGAAGCAGAACAUUUUGAACCCAGUUCCCAGCUGUUCACAUAUGGUUUUCUGUGCAUAUGAGUAUAAUAUACACAUCACCUAACACUUCCAACCACUUGGAUCUAGACAAGUCAAGGGUAAUUACGUUCAGCCAAAAGGAUGUAGUGGUCCGAUCCUGCAAGAUCUGGGUUCAACACCUUGCUAAGCCAUGAAGACUCCAGAUGGCUUUGGGGAAGAGUCACUCGGCCUCAGCUUCCCAUCUGAAAAAUGGGGAAUACAAAUAGUGAUUUACCUCCCCAAUUUGUGAGGAUGAACAAUUUAUUACAAAGCCCCCACAUGUGCUGUAGACAUUACAGCAUUACAUCUCCAUUUCCUUCUGCAGCUACCUGAACCAACUGGAUAGGAUAUGUGCUCCCGGCUACCUCCCCAACGAACAGGAUGUAUUGCGAUCACGAGUUAAGACCACAGGUAUCAUAGAGACAAAGUUUGGUGUCAAAGACCUCAACUUCAGGUGAGAAAGAAAACCCUUCUAGGUAGCCCUCCUUGCUCUUUAUUCAAUCACAGCACAUUCCAUGUUCCAUCUACCAAAUGGCAACAUGGAUAAACUCUGUUUAUCUUAAAGAUUGUCUCCUCCUGUAUAUGCCUGUUUACAGAGUACACUGUGCUUUAUUCUCAUGUGUGAAGUCCUACUCACUGCACCACUACAGCACAGAAGUGUAGCAGGGCCUUCUUAGUUGUGUCCCCUUACUCUUACGGGAUGCCCUUCCCAAGGAAGCCUGCGUGGCCCCAUCACUGAGUGCCCUCAGUUCUCAAAAUGGUCUGUGGCUUCUAUGAUUUUUAUAUUUACUGUCUCUCUGCAGCAACCAUAGGAGUUAUUUCCCCUUUUAAUUGACCUCAGCUUGAUUUUUGUUGGUGGAGCUAUUCUACAUAUUCUGUUUUGCUACUUUUAGCCUUCUGAUUUCUCUUUGGACAUUUACUGUUUCAAUGGUUGCUUGUUAGCUAUUUCCCUGGAGAUCAAAAGGGAUAUACAUUUUUCUAAAUAAAUAUUUUGCCAAUCUGUGUCAGUUUUACAUUUCUGGUAUUAUCUUCAUGUUUUUGUCUGAAUUGUUGCAUUAUGCCUCUGGCCUGAUGAACGGUAAAAUAUUCACCUGUUGUGAGUUCCAAUCAUAUGUUCAUUUAAAGCUACAAUGCUGAGGAAUGACUCCUCCCUUCUAGCAUGCUGUUUCAAAUGGUUACCUUUGAAAAUAAAUAUCAUAAUCAUGACUCUUCUUUCUGCAGGAUGUUUGAUGUAGGUGGGCAGCGGUCUGAGCGCAAAAAGUGGAUCCACUGCUUCGAAGGGGUGACCUGUAUCAUCUUCUGUGGAGCUCUCAGUGCUUAUGACAUGGUGCUGGUAGAAGAUGAUGAAGUGGUAUGUUUUCUCACUCAAACUCUUAUGAGAUUAAUUAUCGCUCCACAAACAUGCCUGCAUCCGCUUUGAAAUCCAACAACCACCACAACAGCUCCCCUGUCCCACAGAAUAAAAAAUAGCGCCAGGAUCAUACCCUUACUUACAUAAAGAGCCUGCCAAAAGUUGUUUUUGAGUAGAGCAGGGAGGAAAAUUAGGGCCUUGGGGGAACUAGUAGUUUGUUUCCAAAUUGUGCUGCUCUGAUGCAAAUCCAGGAAGCAUUGGCUUAACCCCUGCCUGAAAAUAAGUAUGUCUCUGUGAGCAUACAUCCUGGAGGUCUUUAAGCAGAGGCUUGACAACCAUAUGUCAGGAGUGCUCUGAUGGUGUUUCCUGCUUGGCAGGGGGUUGGACUCGAUGGCCCUUGUGGUCUCUUCCAACUCUAUGAUUCUAUGAUUCUAUGAACCUAGAACCAGUUGAUUCCAAUCCUUCCUGUGCACUUUAAGGAUUGGUAAAAGCUUCCAAUUUACAUCAAUGGUGACAUCAAAGGCAGGGCAGGCUUUUCAAGGCACAGGAAGGGUAAGAAUUUUACCCCUAGUUUUACUAAGAAUUCCUCCUGAAAACCCCAACGAUUCUGAAAGGAGAAGUAUACAUCACAAACACUUCCCUAUUGCUGCAAGACCUAUAGGUCAAAUGCUGUUGAACUGUAUUUCUCUGAAUCCUUCUAAGGGAAAAGGAAAUUCUAUUACUUUCGCCAGUAGAACUGGGCUGCUGGAAAUCUUACCAAAAGGAAGACAUAGAAGUUGUGCCAAAAAAAGUGCAUCAGCUAUACAGCCCUCCCCCCUGCCCCCAGUUGAUCAUAGGCUUUCCAUCAAGACUAACUAAAAUAAGAGAAGGAAGCGAUAGAUGAUUUACCCCACCAUAAGCAAAUUUAGUCGCCAAGCACAAAAGGAAAAAAGCAGCAUGUCUGCAGCAACUGUCCACUGAAAGGAGGGAAUCCAAGCUUGUUUUGCAGCCUGUUCCAUACUCUGUAAUUAAAAGGAUCAAAACCUUAUAGAUGCAGUGCUUUCUAACUUAUUUAUAUCGCUGAGAGAGAAAAACAACACAGGAGUUAGAACUUUGGCUAAGAAGAGUAGGCCAAUACUGGUAAGACAGUAGAUCAAUGCCACAGCAACAGCAGUAUUUUAUAAUGUGGGUGUGUUUUUAAACCCCAAAGCCGAGGGCAUUUAGGAAAAAUCCAUCUAUUACAAUUAGAUUAACCAAGAGAGGCAAGUACAUAGAUGCAUCAACCACUGAGCCAAGCAGCUCCAGUAUAGACUUGCUCCAAUUUCAGUUUAAGAACAAGAACAAACCUGUGCAGAAAAUGCCAUGACACAUGUACAAACGUUGCUACUUUUGCUUGGUCACCUCCCAUUUGACUUCACAAUAAAUGGACAUUUUAAAAUUCUGUCUUUCAACAUUGUUCUACGCAACUUUUACAUUUAGAGUUGCAUCCCAAGCUGCAGGAAUGGAAUGGAUUAUCUGAUCAGACCACAGGACUUCUUCCCCUGUAACUCCCUGCUCAUCCUCAGGGGGGCUAUAAGGGGAAUGUUUUGGAAGUAAUUGAGAAGCAUUUGGGGGUAAUGGUCAAGUAUUGUGUCUAGAAGCAUACCCUACGGAUAGAAUAAACAGAUGUUUUACACAAAGUCUUUGAGCUUGCUUGAACUGUGUGGUCUUCCCCUUUAGAACCGCAUGCACGAAUCCUUGCAUCUGUUCAACAGUAUAUGCAAUCACAAGUUCUUUGCUGCCACCUCCAUUAUUCUCUUCCUGAACAAGAAGGACCUCUUUGAGGAAAAGAUCAAGAAAGUACAUCUCAGCAUUUGUUUCCCAGAUUAUGAUGGUGAGUUGGUCGACAGUUUCCUCCUUACAGUAGCCAGUCAUCAAGAGCCAAGAACUGCUUCACAUAUGAUGUAGAAACACACUAAACAUGGGUGAAACAUCAUGUGCCAUCUAUGACUCACUUCCUCCUCUGCUAUAGGAAAGGAGGACUCAACAAGCAUCCCCUCCUCUGGCAGGAGACUGCAUUUGAUCAAAAGCCCUUCUCUGAAUGAGAAACUCUCCAAUAAGCUAUGCCUCUUUCAGCAACAUUUAUAGCCUCUUCCUUGUUUCUCUUACGCACACAGGUCCCAAUACCUUUGAAGAUGCAGGCAACUACAUCAAGCUUCAGUUCCUCGAUCUGAACAUGAGAAAAGAUGUGAAAGAAAUUUACAGUCACAUGACUUGUGCCACAGACACGCAGAACGUCAAAUUUGUAUUUGACGCAGUCACGGAUGUCAUCAUCAAAGAGAACCUCAAGGACUGUGGCCUCUUCUAAGACUCCAGCUUUUUAAGAAGGUAAUUUCCAUUCUAAGGAACAUAAUCAACAAUAGUAGUCCUCCUAUGGAAGAGACUGGUGAAUGGGUAUCUUUAGCACUCACUUAAUUCACAGAGCUGCUCCUGUAAAUUUAAAACCACACUUAACCUUGCAUUUGAGUUUACUCCAGCAGCCCAAGCUCCCCAAUGUUCCUUCAACAAAAAAAACAAAAACCACUUAUUUUAGCAGUUAUCCUUAGCUUCCCCAAAAGUGCAGCAAGUUUUGACUUUGAUGUUAAUUCAUUUUUAGUAAGAAUUUACUGUUCAUUGCAAGAAUUUGGAAAAUGUUUCUGAAUAGGGAGAACUAACCAUAAAUUCUGAGCCAAUUUCCAUGCAGAUGAAUCAGACUGCUCCCCCACUACAAAGUGUAGCAACUACAUCCGAGUAUUUAUAAUGUACAUCAGCCUAAAUGAGAAAUAAAAUCAUUAGCAACCUGACAUUAUAAUUUGUCUCAUGCAUUUAUGUAUUUGUGUAGAAGUCUUUUGUGGUGCUGCAGGAUCUAAAUGUCAUGUUGCAUUGUAUCUAAUUUCUCUAAAUGCUCUCUCACCUUCUUCGUCAAUUAGGAAAAAGGACUUGCAGUUAGCUUCACUGUUCUGCUUGAGCAGAGCCAACGGAGUAAAUAAAAGCCACUCAAAGAGUCCACAUUUUUCUAUAACCUACCCAUGGCACAAACUGUAUACUUCCAAGAACAUGCCACCAAAAGGGCAUGAAGGAACAAAAGCUAAGAGCCUCCCAUCUCUAAGCCAUUUUCUUUGGUAGUUUUCCUCCUUUCUGAAAUUCUCGGCAAUCUGUAAACCCUGACGACAACUUGAAAGAGAGUCAACAGAAUCUUGUCUGCAAACAAUGAAUCAUGCGAUACACUGGACGUUUGUGUGUGCAUACAACUGAGAUCUUUAAAAAGCAUCAACCUUCUGUGGGAACGACACAAUCAGUGCUUUUGUGGAUUCUUCAGCAGAACUUCCGUAUCUAUAAAUGGUCUGAACGGUGAUUCUCAAUGAAAAUCCUAAAGGGUUGAAUGUGCAAGUCCAACAAUUUCUAGAUUACACAUGAAAUCUAAUUAUCAGUGUGCAAAUUAACCAAGAAAGUUAAGUAACAUUUUUCAAACCUUCCAAAUAGAUCAGUUUCAGUUCUUUGGAACUGGUGCAAUUUGUCCCUUCAGCCUUAAGUAAAUAAUUCAUUUUCUUUCUAGUAUCCAGCUUUCCCCAUAUUAGAAGGCCUGGUGAAGUUAAGACUGAUUUUCUUUCUCUACACCAACUCACCCCACUGAGUACAGCAGUACUUAUCCCAACCCAUUGCUUUACUGCUUGCUGUGAGACAAUUGCUCUUGCUGUCUCUCUGGUCCCCGAUGGAAAGAGGUCACAGCAAUGUGUACAAGCACCCUAUUGACACCACAGAGUCAGAAAACUUCUCCACAACAUAGGAAAUAGAAAGAAAACAUACAAACUGGAAAUGGUGACGUCAGGAUUUUCACUCUGCUAUUUAGCACUGUAUCGUUCUUGAUCAUUUGUAAAUAAGUCGUAUGUUACUGUAGAUAGGAUUCUCUUUGUUAUCAAUAUUUACUUCAGAGAAUGGCUUAGGCAGCUACAACUGAAUGUAGAACAUUCGAAAAUAAAGAAACGUGCAUUAAAAAUGUG
Molecule: messenger RNA, 31049 nt
Organism: Podarcis lilfordi (Lilford's wall lizard)
Lineage: Eukaryota; Metazoa; Chordata; Lepidosauria; Squamata; Lacertidae
Source: the annotation of a GenBank genome assembly